UUGCCGACCAAUUCUCUCUCUUCACCGCCUCUCUAUCAGUGUGCUCCUGUCUCCGGCGGCGAUUUAUCUCGCAGCUAGCUGUGCGGCGUGGACUGUUGCAGCUUGUUAUAUCACAUACGAAUAGUAUCCUCAAAUCAUGUCGCGAAUUUGUGUGAAAAACUUGCCUAAGUAUGCAGCGGAGGAGCAUCUUCGAGAAUUCUUCUCUCAGAAAGGGGAAGUGACGGAUGCAAAGCUUAUGCGCACCAAGGAUGGGAAGAGCCGGCAAUUUGGCUUUGUGGGGUAUAGGACGGAGAGUGAGGCUGAGGAAGCUAUUAAGUAUUUUAACAAAUCUUUUAUGCAUACUGCCAGAAUUACUUGUGAGAUUGCUCGGAAGGUUGGAGAUCCCGAAGCUCCUCGUCCUUGGAGCCGACACUCAUUGAAGCAAAAGGAGAAUUUGCCUGCAGAAGAUAAAAAAGCAACUGGUUUUAAAGAUCCUAAAGCCAUGGAACAAGAUGGGAAGAGUAAGAAAUGUAUCAAGGAUGAUGGGACUGAUGAUCCCCAAUUUCAAGAGUUUCUUGAGGUUAUGCAGCAUCGGAGCAAGUCAAAAUUGUGGGCGAAUGAUACAGUAGCUGCAGUCUCUCGUGAGAAAAGUGGUUUGGUGCCAGAUGACAAUUACAAGACGGAAAAAGGAGAGGAAUAUGAAUUUGACGGAGAUCUUGAAGAAUCAGAAGGAGAAAUUGAUGCUGCAUCAAAAAAAAUAGACAAAGCUCAAACUUUGGCUCACGAUGAAGCUGUAUCCGACAUGGAUUAUUUCAAGAGCAGAAUUAAAAAGAAUUGGUCAGAUUCAGAAAGUAGUGAUACCGAGGGUAGUACGGAUGGCACUGAUAAUAGUGAUAGUGAUAAUGAUGAAAGUGCUGCAUGUAAAGUAAAGAGAAAAUGUGAUCCUGUUGAGAAGACAAUUGAAACUGAUGUUUUUGCUGGGGAGGCUGAAAAUGGCUUCUCUAAAGAAAGCAAGAACUCAGAUGAACCAUCAUCCAGUCCGAAAAACGAUAAUGCUGAAGUUCUAGAAUCUACCCGUCUGUUCAUCCGCAAUCUUCCCUACACUGCCACCGAGGAGGAACUAGAAAGUCACUUCAGCAAGUAUGGUGCUGUAUCUCAAGCCCAUAUAGUUAUUGACAAAGAAACAAGACGCUCCAAAGGGUUUGCUUAUGUUCAUUUUGCUCUCCCAGAAGCUGCUGCUAGGGCUUUGGAAGAGAUGGACAGCUCAAUUUUUCAGGGGAGGCUGUUGCAUGUUAUGCUUGCUAAACAAAAAAAGCCUUCUUAUGUGCAAGAGAUUAAAAAUGAUGAAAAACCAUCUUCGAAAACACUUAAGCAGAAAAGGACUGACGAAAGGAAGGCAUCAGAAGCUGCCGGAAACACAAAAGCAUGGAAUAGUUUAUUUAUGCGUCCUGAUACGGUGGUUGAGAACAUUGCACGCAAAUUUGGUAUCAGUAAGAGUGAACUUCUAGAUAGAGAAUCUGAUGACCUUGCUGUGAGAAUUGCACUGGGGGAAACUCAGGUCAUCGCUGAGACUAAAAAAGCUCUAUCAAGUGCUGGGGUUAAUGUUUCCUCAUUGGAAGAGUAUGCCGCUGGUAAAACUGAUGGUGUAAAGAGAAGCAACCAUGUUAUAUUAGUGAAGAAUUUACCAUAUGGUUCAUCAGAAAGUGAAUUAUCAAGUAUGUUCGGCAAGUUUGGCAGCUUGGAUAAAAUAAUUAUCCCCCCUACUAAAACCAUGGCUUUGGUUAUCUUUUUGGAACCUGCUGAAGCCCGUGCAGCUUUCAAAGGUUUAGCAUACAAGCGUUACAAGGACGGCCCACUGUACUUGGAAUGGGCACCUGGUAAUAUUCUUAGUCAAACCUCAGCUGUUGAUGCUAGUAAAGCUGGCGGUGAACUUGAUGCAAAGAAAGUUGUGCUGAAGCAUCAGAUUGAAGAUAUUGCGGAAGAAGAUGCUGACCCUGAUAGGAUCGAGUCACGCUCAUUAUAUGUCAAGAACCUGAACUUCAAAACAUCUGAAGAAAGUGUGAAAAAGCAUUUUGCAGAGUACAUGAAGGGAGGAAAGAUUCUUAGUGUCAGGAUCAAGAAGCAUGUAAAGAAUGGGAAGACUCUUUCAAUGGGAUUUGGUUUCGUAGAGUUUGAUAGUGUUGAUACAGCAUUGAAGGUUUGCAAGGACCUACAGGGAUCUGUUCUGGAUGGGCAUGCCCUCAUCUUGCAACUUUGCCAUCAUAAGAAAGAUGAAACGAUACCUAAAAAAAUUGAUAAUGAUAGCUCAACAAAAUUGAUUGUGAGGAAUGUAGCUUUUGAGGCAACCGAAAAGGAUCUCAAGCAAUUAUUUAGUCCCUUUGGUCAGAUAAAGAGAUUGAGGUUGCCAAUGAGGUUUGGAAACCAUAGAGGUUUUGCUUUCGUAGAGUUUCUCACGAAACAAGAAGCUCGGAAUGCCCUUGAAGCGCUCUCAAACACCCAUCUCUACGGUCGUCACUUGGUACUGGAGAGGGCAAAAGAAGGAGAGAGCUUAGACGAAUUGCGGGCAAGAACAGCCGAGCAGUUUGCGGGCUCUACUAAGUUAAACAAUAAAAGAAAGCAGCUUCCUCUUCCCCUACUAGAUGAAGGGAAUGUCAAGCUUCAAAGAAUGGAAGAAUAGAGUUUUUGUAGUGUAUGUUUUUUUGUAUUUCUAUCAUUAACUUUGUAAACUAGAAUGCCGAGUUGUGUAACUUUGAUAUAUUUAAAAACCAACAAUUUUGAGGGUGUAACGUAAUAUCAGUUGAUGUAAAACUGGCAAUUUUGAGAUUUUGUUUUUUCUUUUACA
Messenger RNA from Salvia hispanica, 2821 nucleotides. RefSeq names its product nucleotide/nucleic acid binding protein. The record is from RefSeq and is a predicted model, not a curated record. Lineage: Eukaryota; Viridiplantae; Streptophyta; Magnoliopsida; Lamiales; Lamiaceae. Gene Ontology annotation, molecular function: RNA binding.